This is a messenger RNA of Acaulospora colombiana, 1257 nucleotides long. The record is from the annotation of a GenBank genome assembly. NCBI's taxonomy places the organism in Eukaryota, Fungi, Glomeromycota, Glomeromycetes, Diversisporales, Acaulosporaceae.
AUGACGAAAGUGGAAGGUGAUGCAGGUAAAUAUGACAUACCCAAUAAAGCAACUCCGCUCCUGGCGCCAAUCGUGUCCAGCUGGCUUAUGGCGGCUUUCAACGGAGUCAAAGCACGCGAGAUACUCUUUGCCGUGGGGGUAGCCACAGGGGGGAAGCAGACGGUUGAAGGAGUGGUCGAAAGCUCGGGCGAUUAUGGAGAGGCGCGGGCAAGACGAGAUAAGACGGAUAGACGAACAAGCGAGGGACGAGUUGGAAAGGAGCAAGUAAGGAUCAAGGAGGAAAAAGUUGGAGAGGAAGAGAUGAAGGGUUUGAUGUUGUACAGGGGCAAAAGGGGGAGGUACGAGCAGCAGGCAGAGAUGGGUUUGGAUGUGUCCAUCGAGGUGAAUAGUCGUAUAAUUGUGCCGCGUGAUAUUGCAAGGUGCCGGGUAUCGAUGAUGUUAUUGGAAGAUUCGAUGCGUAAAGAUGAUAAUGAGCACCAGGACGGAAAGCCGUCAGCAUACCACAUCCAGCAACGCAAAGAGAGAGAAAUUAAAUAUGCUCAUCACUCACCUAUAGCUGUGCUGGAUAGCGACGCGACGAGAGAAUCCGGAACGUCAAGCGAGGGAUGGAAAGUCGUAGACGUCCUCUGCCGCCUGUUCGCGGCAAUGCUUGCGCUAUUGCUAUCUCUCCACUCGUUGUUGCUCGUAGUGCUAGAGCUAUUGUCGGCCGCUCCAGCGGUGAUAGUCGUGAUAGAAGGCGUAAGGGAGGAUCUUCGUAAUGGGCCGAAUGGCGUAAAUCCCUCGACGCACCUGCCCGAUGAGCCCCUGGGUGCAAAGGCCGAUCUCAACACGUCUGACAAGUGUCUGACAUCUCCAAUGGGCACUCACACUCUAGAAUCCCUGGAAUAUUCUCUAGAAAGGUUCACUCUUCGACCGAUUCAGGGUGCUCAGCACCACAUGUCCACCCAUUUGCAGUCGUUGUGCCUUCUUUUGUGUCACAAAUUUCGACACGAAACUUGGCUAACGUCACCCCUAUUUAUCCACAACAUUUCCCAGGAAGACCUCGAGCAGUCGAAAACUCACACCUCCUAUUACUUGGCCGCCGCCUCGACGUUUCAACUUGAACAAAGAUGGGACGGUAGAGAUGAGAGAAAUGUCUAUAAAAUUGAUGGCUCUAGUGGAAAUGUGUUAUCGUACACGGCUAUUCUAGUCCUCAAGAUACCCAAUCACGGCCGCUGGGUUUUCCGGGCAUCCAUCAGCUAUGCAUUUCUCGUAUAG